AUGGAUGAGCCUGCAAAUCAAAUUGAAGCUACUACAAUAUUUCGCGGCUCCCCGGAGCGCCGUGGCGGACAGUUUGGGAAUCACUGCCCCACAAGGCCGAGUGAAGAACUCAUUCUAAUUUGUUGGAUUGUUAGAUCAACGGAGUAUCAGACAGGAGGACCUUUUGGCGAGUUUCGAAGCCCCGAGAGCACGGCUGCCAGCAGUGACGCGACGUCACGUGGCCUGAGCCAGCGGAGAUUGCACUUGGCCCGUCCCGUCCGAAGCUGGCGCUGCUCCGCGUCUGGUAGGCUCGGGCCGGACGGCCGGCAAUCGGCCCUAGAGCACAGACAGCCCGAGCCAGCGCACCCAGACCCGACCUGGCCUCCACUUGUGCCUGAGACAAAUCGAUGGCUUCGUCGGCAAAUUGGGCAGUCGUGUUCAGAUGAACAUAGACAGGCAUUCGCGUGUCUGUGCACGUUUGUGUGUGGCGCAGUCAGCACACGGGCGCGAGCAGUGAUUGGUCAACUCGCUCUGAUCGACUUGGCUUUGUUCGAGACGGGCUUAGAUCAGCAUAGACUGUGCUGGAUCAGCUGA
Messenger RNA from Protopolystoma xenopodis, 573 nucleotides. Lineage: Eukaryota; Metazoa; Platyhelminthes; Monogenea; Polystomatidea; Polystomatidae. The record is from the annotation of a GenBank genome assembly.